AUGAAUGAAGCCAAGAUACAACUUCUUGGUGUACUUCGAGAAGCUACUUCUCAAGAUUAUCAACGCAUAAGACAAGCUGAAAAUAUGUUGAAACAAUGGGAAAAUGAGCCAAGUUUCUUUGCCACUUUACAGGAUAUAUUCUACGAUCGUUCUAUUGAACAUGAUAUCCGUUUCUUAAGCGGUAUCUAUCUUAAAAAUGGUAUUGAUCGAUUUUGGAGAAGAACAGCUAAAAAUCCUAUUCAACCUGAAGAAAAGAAAGCAAUUCGUCAACGUUUACUUCAAUUCAUUGACGAACCAAGUAAAAAGCUUACAGCGCAAAAUGCAGUUAUUGUCGCACGUAUUGCUCGUCUUGAUUAUCCUCGAGAAUGGCCCGAGUUAUUAUCAACGAUGAUUCAAGCAUUAAAUAAUACAAAUCAUACAAAUGAAGAGCAUGCACGCCUUAUACAUCAUCGUGCUUUAGAAAUGUUAUUUGAAGUAUUAUCCGAAUUAAGUACAAGAUUAUUAUCUGCAGGACGUAAACAAUUUUCAGAUAUUGCACCUCAUGUCUUUCAAACAGUUGCUCAGAUUUACUUGGUUUAUGUUGAUCGUACAUUAGCUCAAUUAACUAAUCCUGUUAAUGAAACGUCUUUGUUAGCUGAAUUGAAUAUCGUUUCUAUUUGUGUAAAAUGCUUAAAGAUCUUGACUGUUAGUGGAAUUAAAGAUGUUCAUAAAUAUGACGAAACAAGAGUAAAGUAUAAAUUACAUUAUAUACAUGUAAGCUAA
Cokeromyces recurvatus is the source of this 762-nucleotide messenger RNA. RefSeq names its product armadillo-type protein. Gene Ontology annotation, molecular function: small GTPase binding. The record is from RefSeq and is a predicted model, not a curated record. Gene Ontology annotation, biological process: protein import into nucleus. Gene Ontology annotation, cellular component: nuclear envelope; cytosol. The transcript is spliced from 4 exons. Lineage: Eukaryota; Fungi; Mucoromycota; Mucoromycetes; Mucorales; Mucoraceae. The coding region runs from base 1 to 762 and encodes 253 amino acids.